GCACAUACUUUUCAGCAGUGCGAUCGCUUCGGAUAUUUAACUUUUGAUGUAAACAUUGUAUCCCACCGCGUUAUAGCAUGGUAAAUUAAAAACUUCUGAAACAUUUGAUGACAUAUUAGUUAGUGAAUUAGAAUAAAUGGAAAAAUGGGCGUCUGUAACAUUGCAGAUAGCUGGCAUGUGUUUUGUGGCACAUCUCUUUGGUUAUUUUGUACCAACUAUUACAUUUAUUUAUUACUCUUUUUACAUAAGUUUCAAAGUAAUGCUGUUCCUAUGUGCUGUGAUUUUUGGUUUGUUACUUAGUCUGAAACCUGAACCAUAUACAAUAAAAACAUAUAAAACAGAAAUAAACCAAAACAUAGUUUCUAGGACAAAGGAAAGACUAGCAGAUUUAAAAUUCAUACCAGGCAAAAUGAAGAAUACACCUUUAGUAUCUCGAAAUGUAGAUGAUGUUAUUGAAGAACUUAUUUCUUUAUUACUGAGAGAUUAUGUAUCAUCAUGGUAUUCUCCUCUUGUUAAACAUCCAAGUUUAUUUUGCAAACAUUUAAAGGACCCUAUUCGUCAAAUGUUAUUUACAUUUCGAGAUAGGUGUCGAAAAAUAGAUGAUGUUGAGCUGUUUACUAAUGAUUUUGUUGUUAUAAUGACUGAACACCUUCAGCACAUCAGAUGUGCUGUUAUAAAUCCAGCUGAAAAGAUCCAACCAUAUAAAGUUUAUAAAUUCCUAUCUGAUAAAGAUUCAGAAUUGGAUCACCUUAGAUACCUUUGUGAAUUCUUGUUUGCUACUGUAUUACCACCAGAAUACUCAAGGAACCAGCAGCUGCGUUGUUUAUUACGUGAAGUCUUCACAGUUCUUGUUUUUUAUCCUGUCAUUGACAAACUCUGUGAUCCUGAUUUUAUAAAUAUGAAAUUGAUUUCAUAUUUAAAACAACUACAACUACAAGCAGAAAAACAUCGUCGUACUUAUGAAUAUGCUGCUACAUAUGAAGAUUUUAUAAAAAUGAUCCAAGAAUGUAAUGAUGUGGAAGACCUGCAGCGAAUGAGGUAUUAUAUUGCUACCGAAAUCAUGCAAUCAACAACUAUGAGCAAUUUGAAACGUCUAAAAGGAAUGGAUGUUAAUAAAGAAUUUGUACCUCAAAAAACUAAUAAAGGAGAUCUGUUGCAAGCAAGGAACUUAAAUAGAUAUUUAAAUCAGCUUCAUUUUGCCAGAGCUCAAUGUGAAAAGAGAUUGAAAGCAAUUGGUGGACCAGAUUAUGUUUCUUCCUCCAAGGUUGCCAGUGAAAAUCUGAGCAGAAAUAUUUACAUGCCCGGACAAAAGGUUUUGUCUAUGUCAGUAAUAAUGCAGUCUGCUUUCUGUAGACGAUAUUUGUCAAAGUUUCUUCAGAAAGAUGAAGUGCAUUCACUCUUAGGUUUUUGGGAAGCUGUAGAAGAAAUGAAGUCUUCUGAUAAAGAACACUGGCAUAAAUUAGGAAAUGAUAUUGUUCAAAUGUAUAUUCAUAAUCCUUCUAGUAGUGUAAGAUUGAAUAAGAACACAUUGAAGGGUAUAGAAGAAUUUAUAAUGGCAAAUAAAGGUCCAGAAGCUUUCUUUCAGGCUCAGGAAGAAGUGUAUAAAUCAUUAGAAUCCAAUUACUAUGCUUCUUUCAUUGUCAGUGACAUUUAUCACAAAAUGUUAUCUGAUGUGGAUAAACAAGGGAUUGAUUUUAUGCAAGAAUCUUCCCCUGAACCUGAAGAUUUAGAGUCAUCUAUGGAAGAUGUCAAAGAACCAAAAAUGCCUGAACCUUCUGAAGUUUCAGUUUUUGACCAUUCUAGUUAUGCCAGAUCUCAGUUAAAAGUAUUAACAGAAAGACUGAGUUACAAGAAACAGGCUCUAGAAGCAUUAAGAAACAAUCCAAAGUGUGAGAAAAAAGUUGUUUCUAUGUUAGAAACUGAAAUUGAGAAUUUAAUAUUAGAACAAAAUAUGCUGGAAAACCAUAUAGAGAAAACAGAACUGUGGAUAGAAUACUUAGGAAUCUGGCAAGCUACAAUAAUGGAAGCUAUGGAAAAGAAGGAAAAUGAUAAAGUUGUUCCAUACUUUGUUAUUCGAGUUCAUCUGGCUAAUGAUGCUGAAUAUGUUCCAAACAAAAUGGCUGGUUGGGUUGUUGCAAGAAGUUUAAAUUCCUUCCACAGUCUGCAUCAGAAAUUGGUUCCAGCAGCCUCAUGGUUGAAAAAAAUUGAUUUGCCAACAAAGCCCAUUUUUAAGACUUUUGAAAGAAAUUAUUUAGAAAAAGCGAAAAAUUCCUUGCAAACAUUCCUUUCAGCAGUGACCAAAGAUGAUGGUUUGAAUAAAAGUGAAGCUUUGUAUGAUUUUUUGAGCCCAAGUCCGGAAUAUAUGAAACAUCCACCUGGUCCUCCGAAAAAGCCUUGGAAAUUUAACAUUCUCCAGUUCUUUAAAAAUGUUCAGAAUACAUUAGGGCAGUUUGAUGAUGCAGAUGAUGAAGAAUUACUUUUCCUAGAUGACAUAGAUAACAAAGAAGAUAGGAGAGAUUCAAUUGCUGAACCUUUGUAUACAUUGAUUGGAGAGAUUUUUGAAUUAAAAGGUGUUUUUAAUUGGUUGCGAAGGUCUUUAAUUAUGUUUGUACAAAUAACUUAUGGACAAACUAUUAAUAGGCAAUUGCGAGAAACCAUUGGUUGGAUUCUGUCAGAACCAAUGCUACUCUAUUAUUUACAAAUGUUUCGUGACACAAUGUGGCCAUCAGGUGAAUUGGCUCCCCAAGCUGAAGAUCGAACAAAAGAACAAAAACGAACCACCAAAAUUUUAGCAAAGCAAAUGUUCUUAAAUAAUACUCCAGAAAUCUUAAGUAAUUUAAUUGGAGCACAAAAUGCUAAAAAAGGAUUGUCAAAAGUAUUUGAUGCUUUGCAAAAUAAAAAUUUCAACAAACAACUUAUAUAUAAACUGUUUGAAGCUUUUUUGUAUAAAUAUGCACCAGAAUUGAAGCAGAUAACAGUUCUGUACAACAUUGACAGAAGAGAAAGUGUUCCAUAAGUUCUGUUUUAUAUCAUUCCUUACCUCUUGUUCCUGUGAUAUUUAUGAAUUUCAUGCAAUUCCUGGCUGAUAACAGUAAGAGCUUUUAAUUGUGAAUAUGUUUUGUAUAAAAAUAUUUAUAUAGGAAAACAGUGCAUAGUAUUAUAUGUUAUCUAUGGUGUUUAAUA
This is a messenger RNA of Argiope bruennichi, 3183 nucleotides long. RefSeq names its product sorting nexin-25-like (gene snz). Gene Ontology annotation, cellular component: intracellular membrane-bounded organelle. Lineage: Eukaryota; Metazoa; Arthropoda; Arachnida; Araneae; Araneidae. Gene Ontology annotation, molecular function: phosphatidylinositol binding. Bases 137 to 3016 code for a protein of 959 amino acids. The record is from RefSeq and is a predicted model, not a curated record. The transcript has 22 exons.